This is a messenger RNA of Uranotaenia lowii, 1440 nucleotides long. RefSeq lists its product as uncharacterized. The transcript has 2 exons. The record is from RefSeq and is a predicted model, not a curated record. Lineage: Eukaryota; Metazoa; Arthropoda; Insecta; Diptera; Culicidae. The coding region runs from base 232 to 1164 and encodes 310 amino acids.
CCACUGGUGAGACAACCACCAGGGGUUGUCUAGAAGAGGCUCGCUCCCGCAGGGGGAGUGAGUCCCAUCAGUGGUUGUUUUGCCAAGCGCCGCAUCCACAGUCCACCAAUGGCUUUUCAUGGCCACAACAUGAAAUGGUCCUUCGAGCCGGAUGAGGAAUCCGGUACCUUCCGACGGAAUACCUCCGUCUUUGAGAGAGCGGAUCGGGAAGCAAAGUGAUGUGAGUGAGGCAUGGAGGAAGCUAAACGCGAACAAGAGAGGAUGAAACCGAAUUCAGCGAGUGAAUACCAGAGGCUUGAAGCGCUUUUUUACAUCCGUGGAUUGGCGCAGCGCAACAUCCAGCGAGUAAAUAUGGUUCUGAAACGAGCCAACCAGGAGAAAAUUUGUCUAACUGCAGCUCAAUUGAGAGUGUAUCAACGAACUGUCGAGUGCUCUAAGGCUGAGUACUCCAAGCACCACCAAGAUAUCAUCGCACUGUCGUCACCAGCCGAACGAGAGCAACAGGAUGACAGUUUCUUCGAGUUCGUGGCUCUUUAUGAAGAGGUGUCCAUGGCAAUCGAGAGUCGGCUUGAAUGGAUUCGAGCACUGCCAAUACAACAGCCACAGCCUGAUAGUUGCCAGCAACAAUUGGUCCCCCCAGAAGAGGCGAGUCUUCCACCGCAGGAUCGCAACAAGGUCGAGCGAUCCAAGCAAGCGGAUCCAGCAGAAGCAAAAUUCAUGCCAGGUUCAGCAGCUCGGGUUCGCAUUCCAGCAAGCGAGCCACUGACAAGCGAUGUGUCGCCGAACAUUGCUGAUUCGAACGUUCCAGAUAGUUCGUCGAAGGUUCCAGAAAGUUCGUCGAAGGUUCCAGAAAGUUCGACGACAACCACCAACCAGGACAACUUCUCACUUUCCGGUGGGGAGUAUGUUCAGUCCGACAAGCGGACUGAGAAGAGAGCGAGAGGGGAUGAACGCGAGAGGAGCGCCAGCCAAUCAGCGAGCAGCAGUCGACGGGGCGAAAAUAUAAAAACGCGCGCUCCCGCGCUUUGCGUCAUCAGUUUUUAUUCAACCACCAUCGCGGCAGCAUCGGUCCAGUGGAGUGGUCGACACAGGAGGAGGCGAACCAGCCAAGAAUGGUCUAAUCCUAGACCACCGGAAGCAGAGGCAAAAGUUGCGUGCCAGUAACAGUGCGAAACAAGUGUAAAUAGUAAACCGAGAGAAUAAAAUGUUCCAGUACUAAAUUGGUGUUGUUCCUCUGUGCUUCCUCCUCGCUUGCUUCCGAUCCAAUCGGCUCUUAUCAGAGCCCCCCUUAGGAGAGUUUAGUUUGGGAUCACUGCAAGCUAGUGAUCAACCGGCCUUGGCCUCCAGGCAGCCAGUCCGAGGACCUGCCUCCACUGGUGAGACAACCACCAGGGGUUGUCUAGAAGAGGCUCGCUCCCGCAGGGGGAGUGAGUCCCAUCA